AAAUUAAGACCAAAAAGCACAUUUUAGUUUUCAUGAAUUUUUACAAUAUAUACAUUUUGACUUUGUGUCUAGGGUAACUAGUGAAAACCGUUUACCACCCAAUCAGAAAACACUUGCAUUUUAAAAUGUCGAUUACUUUCUGGUUGGCAGCCGGCACCCUUUUAAUUUCCGUUCUCAUUAUGAAGGUUAAUCAGUGAGUGACUAACAUCGACAUUUGGAAAACGUACUGCUACUAGCUAGCAAUGCUAGUUCUUCUUUUCAGAGGUCAAGGGAGACAGUAUUGUUGCUAAUUGCUUCACUUUCGUUGUUGCCAGCUCGGCUGACUACCACACAGCUAGCAAUCUGGCUAGCUUGCUAGUUAAUGCCGAAUGGGAACCCAAGAAGAUGAGCGAGAUUGGGUGGACGUGGCGAAUGAUAUCCUUAGCAAGUGUCACAUUAACCUAAGACUGAAGAAGGUGACAGACUGUAAUGCCAAUGUUUUUGCCGCUUUGUAUGAGGCUAUCUUGGGGGAGAAAGUCCCAGACUACAUCGCCGCCCCGAGCAGUCAGGAGGAUGAUGUCCACAACAUCCAGUCUGUGAUCGACUCCCUGGCUCUGGAUUACCUUCAGAUCAGCCUUUCACACAUCACAGGCGAGAACAUUGUACGAGGGGACAAGGAGUCCAUCAAGAACCUGUUGGAGAUCUUUGACGGGCUGCUUGAGUAUCUCACCGAGCAGAUCAGUGAAGAGGAGUCGCAAAAUGGAGACAAGGAACCAAACGGUGUUCCUGUUGAGGAUGCCCCCCUCCCUACAGGGCCAGUGGUCCCCCAGACAGAGGAACAGGAGGCCCUAAUGGAGAGAUCCUCCCAGUAUUCUAGUGUGCACUCUGCCGUCCAGUCUAGCAGCAAACAUUCCCUCCACUCUUGGAAUGCAGAGGAGACGGGCUCGACCAAUGAGCUUAUCCUCCUGGGAGACUCCGCCCGCACGUUCACGGCCAAACAAGAAGUGGAAGCCUCUUCCCAAGCUCCGGGCCCCAGCACCACGGGAACCCCAGGCACCCAGGCCACUCUACUGAGGGAGCCCCUGCGCUCGGCCAUCCCCCUGCAGCCCCCCUACCAGACCACCCCCCACAGGCCCGACAGAGCUCCCCGCUCGGGUAGCCAGUCUCCCCCAGCCAACGGGCUCGGCAGCGGGGCCGCAGUGGAGCAGGGGGCACCCGCUGGCACCUCAGAGUCCCCAAGGCCAGUGGCUGACACAGUUACCAAUGGAGUGCGCUCGCCAGCCCACAACCACUCACCUGUCGAGAGUGAGAAGUCUGUGUCCAGUCAAACCAAGGUCAGGCUAGAGGAGGCCAAGGAGCAGCCGGAGCCUACCAGUGUGGGGCCCAGGAGGGUUCUAUUCCGGACACAGCCAGACAUUCAUUUCCUCACCCUGCAGGAUGAGCUGAAGGACAGGGCACCACUGGACACUGAGGAAGUUGAGGAAGAGACCUACACGCAGCAGGACAGUCGGGCUCACAGGGGGCGGACGGGGAUCAGCAGUAGCAGGGUACUAGAGGAGGAGAAUUGUGAGGAGCCUCUCUCCUGGCGUAGACAGAGAAACAGGAAGGCAGAACAGGAGCUGCACCACAUGUCUGAGAAGCUGUCCCGACGCCUAGAGGAGCUGGACCUGAUGUUAAAGAGAGCGCUAGGAGAGAGCGGAGAGCCCGACGAGGUCAAAGAGGAGGACAAACAGUCCCACCACAGUGACAGCGUCAUGGAGUGUCGCAGGCCCCCGAGGAGGCCAACAGGUACGCCGCGAGCCCCCACAGCUCCCUGUACCCGCUCCCUGUCCCCCUCCCCUCCCCGGGCCCGUCGCUCCCUCUCAGGUCAGCUAGAGGGCGCCAUGAGAGAGGCGGUGAGCGGAGGGGUCGCACAGAGACACGCCGCCCGUACGGGCCGACAAGAACUCCAUCUACCACACAAACACAGCCAGCUGGAAAAAGCCUAUGAGGAGGAGCUGAAAGUGUACGAGGACAGAGAACGGGCUGCUAUGGCCAAGGAACGAACCAGAGCACAGGAGGCGGAGAGGGAAUACAGAGAGGCCAUACUGAGAGAUGUUCCCCGAGCCCUCAAACCGUCCCAAGUGUACACCACAGCAGCCCAACACCGCUCCCCCAGGACCAGACAACCAACUCCGGGCCGCAGACGACAGGACAAAACCAGGAGAGCCCCACCAAUGAAGGUGAAGGACAACGACCUGCUCCCCCUGCUCCUGGAGGAGUUCCCCCACCUGCACCUCUCGCCCCACGCCCUGGGCAGGAUGUGGCAGCAGCAGCUGGGCCAGGUGGACCGCCUCAACGCCUCCCUCUCCCUGGACAACCAGAGGCAGGGGCCACGCACUAAACUCACCAGCCAGGUGGAAGAGGCUCAGAGGAGACACAACCUGCUGGGGGAGAUCAUCCGCAAAGAGCAAGAACACAACAGACGCCUGAGGGAUUUUAAGGAGCGUAUCCAGCAACAGAAGUCGACUCAGAACCGUCUGAAGGAGCAGAGGCAGCAGAUCGCCCGGGCCAAGAAGUACCACGGUGACUACCACGUCCAGCUCCGCGCGCGCAUGAUGAGGGCCCGCACGAAAGAGGAGAGGAUGUUUAAGCAGGUGUUUGAGGAGGGCUUGGAGGUGCAGAAGGCUCGUCUCCGAGAGCAGAGGGCCUACGCCAAGGAGCAGCGCCAGGAGCACCAGAACAAACACAGAGACCAGAUCCAGUCUAUGGAGAACUAUUACAAGGACCAGUUUUCAUUGUUGGCUGAGACUCUCGCUAUAGAGCGACAGGAUAUCCAAGUACGGAAGAAGGCCCAAGAAAAGGCCCUUCAGAAGAUGAAGCGAGAGCUGCGCUCCAAGAUGGAGAGGGAGAUAGGCGAGCUGCAGAAGAUUAUCGUCCAGGACGACGACGACGACUACUUCCACGGCCUGGAGGUCCAAAGGUUACGGGGUCGCGUGCAGAUGGCUUCCUUCCAGUACAACACCAGCUGUCAGCACUGACCCCGCUAACGAGCUAGCAAUCUAUAGCUACCUACCGCUAACUUUCCUUCGGCUGCUAAAAACAAACUCUAAAGUCUCUAAAACCCACGGAUCUGAGUCCUACUCCUCGAUUGUUUUAAAUACUUGAUUAUUUAAGAAUGUUAAAAACAAAACAAAAAAAUGACUCCCUCACUGUGUAUUUUGUGUGCUGUCGUUUUGAUUUUGUCAUGUGGUAAAGAUGAGUAGUUUAGUAAAUUGUCUUUCACAGCCAAACGGGACCAUUGUGAAAAUUGGAUGCAACACUAAUUAUGAAUGUCAUGCCAGGACAAGAUUUUUUCCCCUCUUCCUUUUAAUGCUAUGCAGGAUUUGUCUCCCGUACCGUUUUUAACAAUGUUGAAUGAUUUAUUUAAAUGUACUGUAAAUGCCCUGUUAGUCUGGUUUUUAGGUUAUUGAGCUAACCUUUUACGCUUUUUGAACACCAGAGGGCGUUGAAAGUUCCCUUUGCCACUAAACUACCAUACUAAUAAACAAAUCAGACCUGUUAAAAAGACAUCCUAAGUUUACAAGG
This is a messenger RNA of Salvelinus sp. IW2-2015, 3546 nucleotides long. Its product is annotated as centrosomal protein of 95 kDa. Gene Ontology annotation, cellular component: centrosome; spindle pole. The record is from RefSeq and is a predicted model, not a curated record. NCBI's taxonomy places the organism in Eukaryota, Metazoa, Chordata, Actinopteri, Salmoniformes, Salmonidae.